Labrus mixtus (cuckoo wrasse) is the source of this 6124-nucleotide messenger RNA. RefSeq names its product junction-mediating and -regulatory protein-like. The record is from RefSeq and is a predicted model, not a curated record. NCBI's taxonomy places the organism in Eukaryota, Metazoa, Chordata, Actinopteri, Labriformes, Labridae. The transcript has 10 exons. Gene Ontology annotation, cellular component: cytoplasm; nucleus. Gene Ontology annotation, biological process: Arp2/3 complex-mediated actin nucleation; positive regulation of apoptotic process; intrinsic apoptotic signaling pathway by p53 class mediator. Bases 779 to 3454 code for a protein of 891 amino acids. Gene Ontology annotation, molecular function: transcription coactivator activity; Arp2/3 complex binding.
UUUCCGCCUAAAUGUAGUUUACUUGCAAUUUAGAGAGUAAUAAUACUACUUACUAUACGAACGAUGUCAUUAUCAACCAACAGAGGCUAUCUAAAAAAAAGUAAAAUAUCAAACUCAUGUUCUAAAGCUGCUUCUAUGGAAAUUCCGAUAUUCUUACAGUACUUGAAGACUGCACUGUUAUUUUUUUGCGUAUGAGGUCUUAUUGGGCAAACGAUGAAGAAAACAUGGCAAUGUUGUGAGUUUGGAGACGAUGCAAACCUUUCUGCAGACAGUGCAGUAGGACACCCGCCUUUAUAACAGCUGUUCAUGUCCUCAGGCUGAUGCAUUUAAACGAUGCGAGCUGGUGUGUCUGUAUCCCGCAUGUAAUGUGUGAUGAGAAAGAAGGUCUUGAGCCGAGACGUCGAGAAUAACGGGACAAAUCUGACAGACGGAUCGACCACUGGACCUGCUGACCACACAUGUCGUGUCACAGACGAGUCUUGUAAGGUAGGAUAGGAGAGCUAUUGUCAAGGCUAGUUGUUGCAGGGGGCUUGGAUAAACAGUAAGUGGAAGGCAGGUGGGCCAGAGAUGGGAAAUGACACCGCGGUCCUCGAAAUUCAUCCGCUUGAACGAAGGAGGAGGAUAGCCCUCCAUGCAGACUCUCCUCGGUGAGAACAUUGUGUCUGCUAAACGCUGUUUUAACACUACGCUUCAAACGUCCAUUAUACGGUGCAAACGAAGGCUCUGUUGACGCAAGAAGGCUUUUCUAAAAAAAAAAUUGUCCCAUCACUUUGCAGAAAUGUCCUUCACAAUGGAGGAUAAUUUGGAGUCGGGAUGGGUAGCUGUCCGCCCGAAUGCGUUCGAAGAGAAGGAAAGGCAUAAAUUUGUUUUCAUAGUCGCCUGGAAUGAGGUCGAGGGUAAAUUUGCCAUAACUUGCCACAACAGGACGGUGCAAAGGAGAAGUUUUGGCAGGGACCCUCUGUUUGAGGCGACCAUCCAGGAUGGGGACAAAACAAAAUGGCCCAAAAGUCCUGUCAGGGAUAAAGUAUCAAGGAGCCCCAGCAAGGGAGCCAGGGAGGCUGUGGGGAAAGGAUAUAGUUCUACAAACAAGCUCGUGAUAGAGACAAAACCAAGUCCUAUCAAAAUUCAACCUGUGCUUAAAUCUGCAGAAUCCCCUAUGAGUCCUGACACGGAUGUGAUGAAAUCACUAAGAGAGGACCCUCUGUCCUCCUCAUUGGACAGCUUGGACCUUGAGGAGCUGGACAGUCUGAGCAGGGAGGACUGCAGCUGGGCCGGACUCUUCUCCUUCCAGGACUUCCGGGCCAUCCACCAGCAACUGUGCAUGGUGAACUCUGACCUGGAGCCCUGCCUCCCGGUGUUUCCCGAGGAACCAGGCGGGAUGUGGACAGUGCUGUUCGGUUCGGCGGAGGUACCCGAGACUGAAAUGGAUGAGCUUUGCCACAGUUUACAGAUGUACCUGGGCCACGCGCUCGAUACGUGUGGAUGGAAGAUCCUGUCGCAGGUUCUGUUCACGGAAAACGACGACCCCGACGAGUACUAUGAGAGCCUGAGCGAGCUGAGGCAGUCCGGGUAUGAGGAGUCCCUGAACCGUGCAACAAAACAUCUGCAAGAGCUGCAGGAGAAGCACAAGACCAUUGAAAGUAUGGUAGACCUGUUGGAGCUGUAUGAGGAGGAAGAUCACGCGUACGGAGGCUUGCUGGAGGCCUCCACACAGCUGUACCAGUACCUGCUGCAGCCCUUCAGGGACAUGAGGGAACUAGCAAUGCUACGCCGGCAGCAAAUCAAGAUUUCCAUGGAGAACGAUUACUUGGGUCCAAGGCGGAUUGAAGCUCUGAAAAAGGAGGACUUUGAUUGGCAGAAGAAAGCUCAGGGGGCAGUUCUCAACAUCCAGGAGUUCACUGUAAAAUACUUUGAGAUAACUGCGAGAGCCCAGAAAGGGGUGUAUGAGCGGAUGAAGGUGGACCAGCGUAAGUUUGGCAAAUCUUCAUGGACUGCAGCGGUGGAGCGCAUGGAGAGACUUCGCUACUCUGUCGCCAAAGAAACUCUGCAGCUCCAGAGGGCCAGGGAGAUCUGUCUGGAGCAGAGGAAACACACACUUCGAGAGGAGAUGCAGAGUUUGUGUAGCAGUGAGGAUGCCAUGGUUCUCUUGGACCACAUGGAGUCACAGUACUACGAGCUCCAACUUCAACUGUACGACAUACAUGCGGAGAUACUACAAUGUGAAGAGCUGCUCCUCACUGCUCAACUAGACAGCAUUCGCAGACAGAUGACAGAGCGUCAGGAUGAAGUGGUGUACUAUGACACCUAUGAAAGUGCAGAUGAUAUAACAGAGAAUGACACUGCAGAGAGAGAAGAGCUGCGCAGACUUCAGGUCAGCGCUCGACAGCUGGAGGCAAGGAGGGGGCGCAUCUCUGCCAAGCGCUCCUAUCUCAGGAACAAGAGGGAGAUCUGUGUAUCGAGUCACACUCAGAAACAGCAGAAACGUCAAGCCACGCACAAGGACUCUAUAUCCCACAAGUUGAAAAGUGAAGAUGAAGAUGAGGCGAUGAGGAACAGCAGAGUCAGUCAGGAGAGACAGAAAACACUGGACAGACUGCGCACUUUCAAGCAGAGGUACCCAGGUCAGGUGAUUCUGAAAUCCACUCGACUGCGCGUGUCUCACAACAGGAGAAGAGAGCGCGGAAGAGGCACGGAAUUGAGUAGCUUGAGUGAGAGGGAGGAGCAUGUAGAGAUGCACUGCCAGCCGCUGUGUCUCAGCACCAGUGUACAGACGGACCCCAGCCCAACCCUGGCGCUCACUACUCAGCCUGUCACAGCUCUCACAGCAUCCCUCCCUCCACUGCCUGUGCCCAGUCCUGCUGACUCCUCCUGCUCUCCCUGCUCACUGUCCUCAUUACUGGCAUCCCCCAUCUCCCCUCCUCCUCCCCCUCCCCCUCCUCCACCUUUGCCAACGAAGGAGGAGUUGUCCCCCUCUGUGAGCCCAGGUCGGCAUGGGCAGAAGGUGGAGGGGAAGAGUGCAGCAGAGAAGGAGCUCUCCCUCUCUCCGCUUGGCCCGUUUAUCCCUCGCUUCUUUGACAGCAGCCAACUAGUUAGUGCCAGAAAAAAGCUGAGGAAGACUCCAGAGUUUGACUCCCACAGCAGAAGAGUGAGUACUCCCAUGGACGAGGUGUUGGCCUCCCUGAAGAGAGGCAGUUUCCACCUGAGGAAGGUCGAUCAGCGGUCCCUGCUUCCCACCAAGGAUGACGAAGACCCCAACAGCAUCCUGGUUCAGAUUCGCAAGGGAGUCGCACUGAAGCGUGUCCCUAGAAAAGAGAGAAAGGACCAGGGAGAGCUCCCGGCCUCCACAGACCCCCUGACCAGGAGCAUCCAUGAGGCCCUGCGCCGAAUCAAAGAGGCCUCACCAGAUUCUGACUCAGACGAUGACGGGCUGGCCGGCCCUGACUGGGAAAGCUAGGUUCAUGGAUAAGACACAAAAACACCUGCACAGAUGCCUGCACCUUCUGGCACUGCACACACUGUACUGCACUGUACUGUGAACACAUGCACACACAUAACACACACGCACACACACAAAACAGUUACUCCAUCAUUCACACUCAAGUACAAACAGCCCAGUCACACAUGUACCCAGUGACUUGAGUAGGGCCUGAAUCAUACGGAGUAUCACCAAACUCACCAAAUGCUCCAAAGGUCUAAGGUUAACCUGUUCAUUUUCUGUAUAUUCCACACUACAUUCUCCAUCAUAAAGGACAUCAUGUGUCUUACAUCAUAUAAACAUUUAUGUGGUUUUAUUCAUGUAAUCAGAUCGUUAUAAUGCCAUGCUUGUUUCAAUUGUAUUUCACUUGUACUAAAAGCUCGACACUGGCCCUUAGUGGAUUUCUAAGCAGAAACGUAACACUCAUUAUUGUAUGACACUAAAAACCUCAUGUUCAUAACUUCGGGUAUUGUGGAAGAUUAAAAUGAAAAAGACGAUGAGAUUUUAGCUGGAUGUACAGGGCAGAGUUUAAACUAUUUCAGCACUAAACAUCCCCUUUGUACUCUAAGUGAGCCACACUUUGCUGCACGGCUGGCUUUGUUUUCAACACGUUUAGGGGUCUUAAGUGUCCAACAGGAUCAGAACCACUUUUCUCUAAUCUGACACUGUACAAAAACUGUCAAUUCUUUAGUCUGUCGCACCGGAUCUGUGCCCCCCUCCCCCCCCUAACUGCCUUAUGUUCUCUUCUGGCCUUCACUAGCCCUGACUCUCACCCCGUCUCUGGGUGAGGGAAUAUGUAUCACCCAUCUGUUUGACCAGAACAUAUGGCCAGGGUGCUAGGAGAUGUGAGGAGUCAUGAUAAGGUUAUUAUUUGAUUCCUUGGCUAACAAAUUGUCUUUAGAGGAGGCUGGUCACCUAGUGUAGGAGAGGAGAAGAUGAGGGUCAGUUGCAGAGCUGUAGAGCUUGUGCAGCGUGGUGGGGGUCACAGUUAGUGUCAGGACUCUCGUGGGCUUGGAUGGUGGGUGACUCCCAAUGUUCAUAUGUGGGAUAGUCACGGCAAUGUGGAACUGGUCACGCUAGUAUGAAUGAUGGAUUGUUUGUGGGAGGUUAAGAUACUCUCAGCGCCGCAGGGAGUCACUGUGGGCUGUUGAGCAGGAUGUCGUGAUUGAUGCGGUUUCUCCUCGUAUUUUAUUCACUUUCCCUCCUCUCCUCCAUCCUAAUUUUCUUUCUCAGCACCCAGUGGGCUGAGGCUCUCAGUGGGAGGCCUGUUACUCACAAUGCUCGGAGUGAAAACAGGCCCAUGCGCACAAGGACUCACGCCCUGAGCUCAACCAACAUGAUGGAAGAUUUUAGUGUCAAAUCUACAACCUCUUCUUAAGGGUUUGUUGUUGUUGUUUUUGGAAAUUGUUUCAGCACUUUCAUGGUUCAUUGUACAAACUCUGAAAAACUGUACAGACACUUUGUUUUGUUUUUCAGUCACUGUCACAAAAUAUAUACUGUAUCAGUCAUAAAUGGGAAAGUUUAAAAUCAAUGAAAAACAUGUUGAGUUGGACCUACAAAAUUGUGAUGGGAGGAGCAGUGUAAUGCUUAGCAGCACAUGUAUUAACGCAGACGAAGCUAAACGAUUCUAGUCUGGAACAGCCAUGGCAUGCACUCUGAAAGUUUGAGGCAAAGAUUGUUAAAACAUUUCUCUGGUUCUUUUGUUACGAGCCACUGACAGAUUCAUCAUGAAGCAGAAAAGAAAUGUAGAACGUACAGGCGGUGAAUAUAUUUCUCAUUUUACGGCUUGAACAUUGCUCAGAACUAAAGGGAGUUUAUUAUUUCCUUAUAGAGCAAACCUAAGGCACUUUUACACGUCUUCUGUCACUAUCACCACAAUGUUCUUCCAUUGUAUCCUCAUCAUUAGCAUGUAGCAUUAGAUAGAGAUCUAACCCCAACAACGACUCUUAACUUGAUCCUAACCCAGACCUCAGGUUUAUUAAAAACUGACCACGACAGAGUUUCCCCAAAAGAUGUAACUAUAAGCGUUUCAUUUUCCCCACAGAAAAAUUAUCAACAGUGUGUUGAGGACAUUUGGGAAAGAAGGUCGAGAAUCCCACAUUUUUGCAAUGAAUCAUCUUAUUAUCACCUGACUGACCUAAGAAAUACACUGUUAUGUGUUUUAACUUUGUUCCUUACCUUCAAUUAACCUAAACACAGUGGACAGAUAACUGUUUUUUCUACAUUGCUUUUCAUUGCCUUGUUUUUUUCCCCCUUGUUUAUUCUCCAAAGCAUUUCCAGGCAAAUCAUUUUGUGAUGUGUAUGCUUCUAAACAUGAACCAUGUGGAACAGUUGUUCACGCAGGCCGACUGUAUGACCUGCUGUCUGAAUAAGUCAGUCAGUCAGUGGAGAAGUGCAAUAUCAAUAUACAAAAAGAGAAAACAAGUAAUUGGGUGAUACGUUUAAAUCUUAGUAUUUACAGUCUAUGGUUUAAAUUGAUUGCCUGUGAAGUACUUAUAAUACAUUGCAGUUGAUUUUACAUGGUGGUGUAUAGACAAACCGUCCAAAAAAAUACCUUUUUUGCCUUUAGCACUUCCAAUUUCAUUUAUUCAGACCUUUUUUUUUUAUUUACAACCCCUGUGUUUGAAUAAAACCUUGUGAAGCAACUUC